AUGAGAGCCUUGGAAGACUACGAGCCUUUGAACUUUGACUUCCCGAAUGAAGACCUAAUGUGUGUUGCUACCACUGAAGAAGAUGACCCGGAAGAGCUUCCUUGGAAACUAAACUUUGAUGGGGCAUCAAAUGCUGUGGGUAAUGGAAUCGGGGCAGUCUUGGUAUCCCAAAGAGGAAAUCAUUAUCCAUUCACUAGUAAAUUGGAUUUUGAUUAUACGAAUAACAUGGCGAAAUACGAAGCGUGCAUCAUGGGUAUCCGUGCAGCCAUAGAAUGUAAAAUUAAAGUGCUAGAGGUGUAUGGGAAUUCUGCGCUAGUGAUUUAUCAAUUCAAGGGAGAAUGGGAGACCAGAGACCCCAAGUUGAUCGAUUAUCGGAAACUGGUCCUUGAAUUGGUCAAAGAGUUUGAUGACAUUUCCUUCUGUUACUUAUCACGAGAUGAAAAUCAGAUGGCCAAUGCUUUGGCCACCUUAGCUUCCAUGAUUAAGGUGAACAAAUAA
Molecule: messenger RNA, 498 nt
Organism: Gossypium arboreum
Lineage: Eukaryota; Viridiplantae; Streptophyta; Magnoliopsida; Malvales; Malvaceae
Exons: 1
Coding region: 1-498 (165 amino acids)
Molecular function (GO): nucleic acid binding; RNA-DNA hybrid ribonuclease activity
Source: RefSeq, a predicted model, not a curated record